CACUCUAACUUGAAAAGUUGAAGUUACUUUAAUCAAAUCUUCCUCCUCGAGCAAAAAUGGGUUUAAACGGUUACGCACGAAGUCCCAGAGUAGACUUCCAUUUUAAAUUCAGGCUCAUACUCCUCCUCAGUGUUAGCCGAGAAGGGUUUCUCUCGAUUCUCUUCAACAUCCCUUCCGAUCAAUCGCCUCCUUCCUCCCCAGGAUGAGUAGUCGUUAUCCAGAGGUUCUAUGGGCUCAGCGUUCGGAUAAGGUUUAUCUGACCGUUUCUUUACCUGAUGCCAAAGAUAUUUCUGUGAAGUGUGAACCUCAUGGGUUAUUUAGCUUCUCUGCAAAGGGGUUGCAAGACUCAUCUUUUGACUUCACUUUGGAACUCUUUGGCUCCAUUGUGCCUGAGGGCUGUAAAACUAAGGUUGGCUUGAGGAACAUAAUUUGCUCCAUCCAAAAAGAACAGAAGGGUUGGUGGAAAAGGCUCUUGAAAACAGAAGAAAAACCUGCUCCAUACUUGAAGGUUGACUGGAACAAAUGGUGUGAUGAAGACGAGUCAGACUCCGCUUUGACUUCUGAUGACGACCUUGGAUAUAUGGGCCAAGAUGAUGGAAGUGGCGAGGAUGGAGGAAUGCUCUAUCUCCCUGACUUGGAAAAGGCAAGAGGAAACUAGCAAAGGCGGCUGUAAAUAGCCAACAACUUGAAGGGGGAGUUUGUAUAGUAAUAUCCUAGAACAAUUAGAUUGACUAGCUAAGUUGAAUACUGUUUUUCUUUUAUGACUGAGUUUUGUAUCAAGUUUGAUGGUGCUCAUAAAGUUGUCUGAACUUAGCAUUUGAAAGCUGGAUUUAUACACUUGUCUGUCCUCUCAUUAGCUGAUUCGUUCAGAUUUUGCAGUCUCAUUAUCAAUUUCUUAUUUCA
Molecule: messenger RNA, 903 nt
Organism: Benincasa hispida (wax gourd)
Lineage: Eukaryota; Viridiplantae; Streptophyta; Magnoliopsida; Cucurbitales; Cucurbitaceae
Product: HSP20-like chaperones superfamily protein
Biological process (GO): chaperone-mediated protein complex assembly; protein folding
Cellular component (GO): nucleus; cytosol
Molecular function (GO): protein-folding chaperone binding; Hsp90 protein binding
Source: RefSeq, a predicted model, not a curated record